Messenger RNA from Exophiala aquamarina CBS 119918, 1041 nucleotides. RefSeq lists its product as uncharacterized. The transcript has a single exon. NCBI's taxonomy places the organism in Eukaryota, Fungi, Ascomycota, Eurotiomycetes, Chaetothyriales, Herpotrichiellaceae. The record is from RefSeq and is a predicted model, not a curated record. Bases 1 to 1041 code for a protein of 346 amino acids.
AUGUCUUUGCUGACAGCACGCCCAUCCUCGUCCUUCGACUACGAAUAUGAGUUCAAAACAUUUCAAGACGCAGAGACCAAACUCUGGCGUGAUCGAGGAAUCGAACGACCCAAGGAAGAGCUAGUACCUGCUUCUGGCGACAUCACUGCUGCCUCACUAGCCCAUCGGCUUCAUAACCCAUCGUUUACCACAACCAAUGUGCGCAAUGGCGUCACGGCUGACUCUUCCGACCCUUGCACAGCACUGGUCAUUGCAAACGGCUUCGAUGAUACGAACAUUAUGGUACACCAUGUGGUACGGCGAGAAGUCAAAGACCCCUUCACUUAUUACCCAGAAGAUAUCCUUGCCUGCCAUGAGCAGCACCUCUCCAUCGUCCGCUCCCAUAUGAUCGCGCCUGUAGAAGUGGUCUACGGUGUACCUACAUGGAAGAGGACUCUGCAAUAUCUGCAAGGAAGAAUACAGCCAUUUGAUGUCUUGGGCAGCUACAAAGGCAUCAGACUGUUCCUGGAUUGGGAUUCAGCGGAGAAGACCGACUGUGCGAACGAAAGGCAAUUGAAGCGGUUCCUCAUUGCUGUUUUCCAUCCACAGAAUCUUUUAAGAGCGUGGUCGAAUAGCUACAAGCCCGCCCAAGACACACUUUUGGAAGUGGCAUACAACCUUGCUGAAGUACAAUUCGUUCCUCAGUUCUUCGAGACCCAUUUGUGGCAGAAACAAAUUGACGUCCUGCCACAUGCUCAUUUCGCGGCGAACAAAAUGCGGGAGCAUGAAGCCAGGCUCGCGCUUAUCGUAUUGCACGGUCUUUUGCUUACGAGCGAGGAUCCAGAGGUACGGAAGAAGUCGACACGACUGCACGCCCUUCUGACUUCGGACCUAACGCGACUGGUGAAUGGUAGAGGCGACCAAGCCUCUUUAGAAGGUGCGUUUACUCCCCCGUCUCUAUCACCAUCUGCUUCUACGACUACGAUAUGGCCCCGCACGCUGAAUUUUGCCUGGUCACAUCUCUUAAGGGACGCCGGAGACUUUUGGCGACCUACCAUCUGA